Diorhabda carinulata is the source of this 934-nucleotide messenger RNA. RefSeq names its product calcium and integrin-binding protein 1-like. Lineage: Eukaryota; Metazoa; Arthropoda; Insecta; Coleoptera; Chrysomelidae. Gene Ontology annotation, molecular function: calcium ion binding. The transcript is spliced from 5 exons. The coding region runs from base 296 to 850 and encodes 184 amino acids. The record is from RefSeq and is a predicted model, not a curated record.
UCAACAACUGUAAUUAUAUUAAUUUUUUAUAAUAUACUUAAUGAAUAAGAAAUUUUUCUAUAUACUUACGGAAGAUUUACUUAUUUCGUAUGUACUCAUAUUUAUUUUGACAACUAAUUUUAAUUUAGGUUAUUAUUAACAUCUUAAAAAUUUCGUAGCCCUUAUACAUUUAAGUUAUCUAGCUACUACUAGCGUGAAUAGUAGAUAAAUAAAACUCUAAAUUAUUUAUUAUAUUUGUCUAUGGUUAAAUAAAGCUGUGUAAUAUUCUUAUUUACAUACAAAGCAAAUAAAAAAUAUGGGACAAACGAAAAGCCAGUUUAGUGACGAUGAACUACAGGAUUAUCAGGACCUGACAUAUUUUUCAAAAAAGGAAGUACUGCACGCACAUAAAAAAUUUAAGGCUUUAGCACCAGAAAAAGUGGGACAUAAUAAAAACGCCAAGCUUCCAGUAUCGAAAAUAUUACAAUAUCCAGAAUUAAGUGUAAACCCUUUCGGAGAACGUAUAUGCGAAGUUUUCAGUUCUAGUCAUGACGGAGAUUGUACGUUCGAGGAUUUCCUUGAUAUGAUGUCGGUUUUUAGUGAAGGUGCUCCAAAAUCUGUUAAAGCUGAACACGCAUUCCGUAUAUUUGAUUUUGACGGGGACGAUAUGUUGGGAGUAUCAGAUUUAAAAAAAGUUAUCAACAAAUUGACCGGAGAACAUAAAUUGAAUGAUAACGAGAUAAAUAUGUUGAUAGAAAAUAUAUUAGAAGAAGCUGAUUUCGAUGAUGAUGGUUCACUUUCGUUUGCGGAAUUCGAACAUAUCACUGAUAAAUCUUCGGAUUUUUUAAAUGCCUUUAGGAUUCGUUUGUAAGCAACCAAAUAUAAAAAAUAUAACAUCAAUAUUCAUAUAUUUUAAUGUCUAAUUUGUUCCUUUAAUAAAUUAUAAUCAAUUAAA